Molecule: messenger RNA, 1842 nt
Organism: Clupea harengus (Atlantic herring)
Lineage: Eukaryota; Metazoa; Chordata; Actinopteri; Clupeiformes; Clupeidae
Gene: hsf5
Product: heat shock transcription factor 5
Biological process (GO): regulation of DNA-templated transcription
Molecular function (GO): DNA-binding transcription factor activity; sequence-specific DNA binding
Source: RefSeq, a predicted model, not a curated record
GACAUUCUGUAUGGAAUUCAAACACAUCUGAUGAGAUCGCGCAUAACGGUUCGGGAAUACUUUCAACGGUUCUGAGAAGACACCUCAAAACUCUAGAUUAGCUGUUGGAAGAAGGCGUAGUGAUCAAUUUACCAUGGAAUUCGAAGAGGCUCUGCUUACCAUCCCUAUCAACCCUAACAAUUUCCCCGCGAAGCUGUGGCGUUUAGUCAACAGUCCCAAAAAUCGUUCUAUUCGAUGGGAUUCUUGUGGGGAAGGUGUGAUGAUCGAUCAGCAGCACUUUGAAGCAGAAUUGCUGUCACCAGUGAAACCCAAUGGAGAGUCAUCGGACCUUUUUAAAACAACAAACUUUACCAGUUUCAUUCGUCAAUUGAACCUUUACGGAUUCAGAAAGGUGGUGCUCGCGCCAGGCAAUUCUGAGAGGUCUGGGGAAAGAGACCUUACUCUAAUGGAUGGAAUUCAACACCACUUCCAUAAUCCGAAUUUUAAAAAGGAUCACCCAGAAUUAUUAGUGAAUCUUAAAAGGUUAACCAGCAUGAAUAAAGCAAAACUUGAAGCAGGAUUGGAAGUUAACUGCCGACCACCAAGUCGUUUUAGAAGGCUCCUGGUAAAUUCUCCAGACGCCAACGACAGAGACCAAAUAGAAAAGCAAGGUACGAUGUUUGCUGGACCAAUUCAUCGGGGACUCUCUCGGGAUAAAGUAGCUCCCCAUCCUUAUCAUCGCGGGCAAGUUCAACCUAAAGAGUACGACAGAACCCCUAUUCCAGCCCGUGGCUGGAUAAUGGGCCAUGGCGAUGCUUCCUCUCCUACUACAUUUUACACCGACAAAGGGAUACCUGUGUCUGUAAUACGCCGAUUCAUGACGGAUCCUCCUUGCCCUGUGCAGUCUAGCCCUACCACUGUACAUGUCCAGCAGGGAUCACAAAGCGUUUCAAUCAAUGGGCAAAAACUGAGUGGUUUUGCACCUCACCAUUCUCAAUAUCGGCCUGGAUUUUAUUCUGCUGUGUGUCAGUGCUGUACAUCAGGAGCCAUGGACACAGAUAUGAGUUCUUGUGUUCACCAGACUGCAUCCUCAUUUCCGCAUUAUAGCUAUUAUCAGCCAAAUUAUCAGGUGGGUUACCUACAUCCCAGUAACCAGAACCAAGACUGGCAAAGCACAGAGUUACAGGAUACAAAGAAGAAUGAUGUUAACCUGGACACCGUCUUCCAAAUCGUUGAUGAGCUUCAGGCCUCCCCAAAGAUUCACAUGGUGAAAGUGGAGACGGCAGAGGAACAUUACCGUCCUGCCCUUCCUGCAGAGUCAGGUCCUGAGUGCACAGUCUACGGUUUGUCUGCCCAAGCCUCUUCUCAGGGUAAUGCUGGUGACUCAGUCAACAACGCUGGCAUGUCCAUUGCCAUGGAUUCUAACACAAUGGCUCCCUAUGCCCCUGUCCCAAUGGGUGGAAUCAUCAUGGCUAUGCCAGGGAAUGUGCCGUCGGGAAUUGCCUUCACUGUGGGUGGCACUGCUUCCAAUCUGCCAGAGGCUGCCUCAGAAGGAAGAACUGAGCAGAGGCCUUCCCUGCCAGAGCCUGCGGAAUCAACAUCCACUUAUGUCAACCAGGUGACUAGCAAUGCUGUGCACGAGGGGUCCUCUGACAAGGCACUGAAGAAUGAGGCAGACACCACCAUUAACCUGAGUGACAUUACAAUGUCUCAAGAGGGCAGAAGCUCCAGAAAGCAGAGCAAGUCACCUGAAACAUGGCGGUGCAACAUGGCGGACUCCGUGGAAGAGGAUCCGCUCCCAAUGUAGAUACAAAGGGCCAAAUGAAAUUAGGCUAAUGAAAACGCAACGAUUCAUAGUUACAG